AUGUCUCACACGCUUGAGCAGUUCAUCAGGUUCAUGACUGAUUCAGUCGGGCUCGAGCGGACCUUCCGACUCUUCCAAGCCAUCACCCAGAUUCUCUCCUCCUUCGCCCUCCCCUUCGAGGUACUGAUCUAUCUGUUGAGCUUCACAACGCAAGGACCACCCUCGCUAGCGGCAACCCACACCAUCCUACUCGCCCUGCGCCAACGUCUAGCCCUAGCCCGCAGAUUCUUCCGCCUCUUCCGCUGCCUAGAGUCCUUUCACGCAGCCCACAAGCUCUACGUCAGCCUAUCGCCACCACCGCCGCCGGGCACCAAGGCAGUACCACCUCAGCCGCGAUGGGUGCAGACCGAGGCCUGGCUCGACGUCUUCGGGCGCACUUUUAAUGCCAUGUACCUGCUGCUAGAAGCGUCAACAAUGAUCGAGGCCCUGGGCGUUGAGGGUUUCGCCGUGUGGACGCCGGAGUGGCACCGCUACCUCACCAUCGAGGCCCAGCGCUUCUGGCUGUUCGCCCUCGUGUGCGGCGUGUUCUCGGGCCUCUUGAAGAUGCUGAAGGUGCUGGCGUACACGCCUGUGCCGCCCACCGGGCAGGGCUAUUCUAGCGACAAGCAGCAGGAAGCCACUGGUACUACGGGCACCGCGACCGCAACCGAGAAGCCGGUGUUCAAGGAUGACGACGGGAAUGAGAAUGAGAGGUGGGAGCUAAGGAGGGAACAGGAGCGUCUGCGCGGUAUCGUCAGGGACCGGAAGCAAGGACGCGUCGCGUGGAGGCGGGAGAUCCGGUCGAAGAUCCGCGGGCUUGGGCUUGGCGUUGUGGCGAAUGCUCUGGAUAUCACCUUGCCGGGCAGUGUGGUCGGUUGGGUCAAGGCGGACGCCGGCACGGUGGGCUUGGCUAUGUUCGUUACGACCAUAUUGACUGGUAAGGAGGUUUGGGACAGAUGUGGCCGGGAGGUUGCUGGUGGUAAAUAA
Messenger RNA from Anthostomella pinea, 966 nucleotides. Lineage: Eukaryota; Fungi; Ascomycota; Sordariomycetes; Xylariales; Xylariaceae. The record is from the annotation of a GenBank genome assembly.